AUGGCUGGCAAGGAAGCUACACGGCAGAGGCACCUUAACCAGGAUACUGAUGGUGAAGAGUCAACGUCAGUGCAGGCUGAAGCCUGGAAGAUCCGCUACGAGACGUGCUGGCUGCACCGGCGCUGCUCCUCGCUGCUCCACAAGGACAAGCAGGCUCGGAAGGCCGGGCAGCUGUUCUCAGGGCUGCUGGCCAUGAACGUGGUGUUCCUGGGCUGCGCCUUCAUAAGCAGCAUGAUUUUCAACAGGGUGGCGAUUACCUUGCGCGACGUCGGGAUCUUCCUCUCCAUCCUCAAGCUCCUUUCUCUCUGCUGGAUCAUUUACUACUUGCUGUGUACCAGCAGGAAGCCUCAUGCUGUGCUGUACAGGGACUCCCAUGCCGGACCAGUCUGGGUGCAGGGGUCUCUAGUGCUGUUUGGAGCCUGCACCAUCCUCCUGCAUGUGUUCAGGAUCGGCUACAUCAUCAGCCACAUACAUUGCAAAUCCCCACUGGAAAUCCUGUUCCCGUGCACAGAAAUCAUCUUCAUUUGCAUUCAGACGUACCUUUUAUGGCACCACUCUAAGGACUGCACUCAAGUCCAGCACAACCUCACCAGAUGUGGACUGAUGCUGACCAUGGCCACAGACCUCCUUCUCUGGCUGUUAGCAGUGACCAACGACUCUGUUCACAGGGAAAUUGAAUCUGCACUCAAAGGCAAUGAGUCCAGCUCAUGCACGUGUCCAAACACAACAGCCUGCCUCAUCCUCCAGAAGGGCUAUGUCUUGCUGUAUCCCUUCAACCCGGAAUACUGCCUCAUCGGCAGCUCCAUGCUGUACGUCAUGUGGAAGAAUGUGGGCAGGCGCAUCCCUCCCCACCACGCCAUUCAUGCCAAGCCCAAGUUCAAGCUCCGUGGUGUCAUUUAUGGGCUGGUGCUGGGCAUAUCUACAUUGUUCAUAGGGAUCUGCAUCUUCAUGACCUACCAGAUCCAGGCUACCAGCUCAGCACCUAGCCAGGAGACCCUUGUGCUUUAUUAUUCCUACUAUGUCGCGCUUCUGCCGAUGAUGACUGUGGGUGCCUUGGCUGGGACGGUCAUCCAUGGCUUGGAAGAGCGUGAGCUAGAUACUCUGAAAAACCCAACCCGAAGCCUGGACGUGAUCCUGCUCAUGGGAGCAGCCCUAGGCCAGAUUGGCAUUUCUUACUUCUCCAUUGUCGCCAUUGUGGCCACCAACCCUGGAGACCUGCUGGACAGACUCAGCCUGACCUAUGCGGUCAGCCUCAUCAUUCAGCACAUCACGCAAAACAUCUUCAUUAUAGAGGGGCUUCACCGGCAGCCUUUGGAGACCACGCCACCCCCUGGCAACAAAGAGACUGAAGCAAAAGAAGGUGAGAAGCAUGAAAACUGUGACCCGAGAAGAGUUUACCCGCUAGAGAUAAGACAGGAGCUCAGGAGGGUUUCACAUACCUACAGACAUACCUACGGCCGCCUGAACUGGAAGAGGAAAGCCCUAAAGGAGAUCUCAAUCUUCUUGGUCUUGUGCAACAUCAUACUGUGGAUCAUGCCCACGUUCGGGAUGCACCCUGCCUUCGAGAACGGGCUGGAGAAGUCAUUUUACGGUUACUCCACCUGGUUUGCCAUCGUGAACUUCGGCCUGCCCCUGGGUGUGUUCUACAGAAUGCACUCCAUCGGGGGGCUCCUGGAGGUGUAUGUGUCAUCUUGA
Molecule: messenger RNA, 1695 nt
Organism: Gopherus evgoodei (Goodes thornscrub tortoise)
Lineage: Eukaryota; Metazoa; Chordata; Testudines; Testudinidae
Gene: OTOP3
Product: otopetrin 3
Exons: 7
Coding region: 1-1695 (564 amino acids)
Biological process (GO): proton transmembrane transport
Cellular component (GO): membrane
Molecular function (GO): proton channel activity
Source: RefSeq, a predicted model, not a curated record